Actinia tenebrosa (Australian red waratah sea anemone) is the source of this 611-nucleotide messenger RNA. RefSeq lists its product as uncharacterized. NCBI's taxonomy places the organism in Eukaryota, Metazoa, Cnidaria, Anthozoa, Actiniaria, Actiniidae. The record is from RefSeq and is a predicted model, not a curated record.
AUAAUAUCGGUGUUUAUGAGGCAGAGAGACUUAUUGCGAGAAGGAGAAAUGGACAGGAGUUUAUGUUUCUGGUGAAGUGGAAAAGCUACAGCUCUUUUGAAAACACAUGGGAGCCGGAGGACCAUAUUUCUAAACCACUGCUGGAUUAUUUUAACAACCCUAAACCAUCACAAGAACUUAUCCAAGAACAUUUAGAUGUGUUAAGAAGCUCUCUUAUCUCAGCACUAAAAGGAAAAGCUGUUGUGCAAACUGUAACCCUUAAUUUCCGUCACGAUGUCUUCAAAUGUCUAUUUMAUGCUAAAAGGAAAGACUUAGUCUAUGGAAAAUGGCUUCUAUAUGAUUUAGAUGAUUUWAAAAAAUGCAAAUUUCCCCAGGAAUGGUACAGUAUGUAUGAUAUUCAUGGUGAUGGAUCAAAGGUCCMUUUUCCUGUGAAAAUGAGAUAUUUUCUGGGCAAAACACCCAAAACACACUACUGUGAUAAGAAUGGGAAUGUGCAAGAGUGUUCUCCUUUGUAUAUUGAGAAGGUCAGUGUAAAAUUUGCAAGGGUUCCAGGUACAUGUAUUAAAUAGAUAGGUGUUUUACAAAUUAAAUGUGAUAUGUCUGAACUUUGA